AUGAUCAGAGCAGAGAGCAGGCAGACGGCCAGAGAGACGGUCUACCUGGACAUGGAUCACCUGUUGCUGCUGCUGCUGCUGCUGCUGCUGUGGAGCUCAGGACUCCAGGCUGAAGGACGACACACCUCAACAGAGCCUGAUGAUGUCAGGUUGGUGGGAGGAGCCAGUCGCUGUGCAGGAACACUGGAGGUGAAACAUCAGGGAGACUGGAGACCAGGGAGUGACUCUGUCUGGACCCUGAAGGCAGCAGCUGUUGUCUGUAGAGAUCUGGACUGUGGCUCUGCUGUUUCUGUAGGACAGAGAAAGAAGUUUGUAUUCAGACCUGUGUGGGGGAUCAGCUUUGUCUGUGUUCAGUCUGGAUCUGCUCUGAGGGACUGUGUAUCAUCAUCUUCCUCUUCCUCCAUCCUGGAUCUCACCUGCUCAGGCACCUUCCUGCAGUGGCUGGCGGGAAUCCACGUAGUUCUUUCCGCCACUUUUACCGCUGUGUAUGUUGUCAGGAGCACCUUUCCACCUCUGCGCCUUCCAGUGCUUUUCUUCUGA
Molecule: messenger RNA, 540 nt
Organism: Micropterus salmoides (largemouth bass)
Lineage: Eukaryota; Metazoa; Chordata; Actinopteri; Centrarchiformes; Centrarchidae
Product: CD5 antigen-like
Exons: 5
Coding region: 1-540 (179 amino acids)
Cellular component (GO): membrane
Source: RefSeq, a predicted model, not a curated record